Molecule: messenger RNA, 2913 nt
Organism: Pestalotiopsis fici W106-1
Lineage: Eukaryota; Fungi; Ascomycota; Sordariomycetes; Amphisphaeriales; Sporocadaceae
Exons: 3
Coding region: 1-2913 (970 amino acids)
Biological process (GO): protein stabilization; telomere maintenance via telomerase
Cellular component (GO): cytosol
Molecular function (GO): telomeric repeat DNA binding; Hsp90 protein binding
Source: RefSeq, a predicted model, not a curated record
AUGGAAGAACUCUUAACUCCUGUUGGCCAAGUUAAACGCCAGACGGAGGAUCUUCUGACAAUAUCAGAACCUGCCAAGGUCACCAGGGCCUCAAAAUCAGAUUUCAAGGGUGCAUCUCCAGAAGAGGCGCUCGAAACACUAAAACACCAACCCAGCUACGAUGAGCUCAUCUCCGUGCUCGGAUAUUUGCGGCAGGGCUCGCAAGGGAAUCAUCCAUUCGAUAUCCAUCAGCCAAGUCCCGAGGCAGCCCAGAUCAUCCACAUACUUGUAACCGAGAUAGUGCCAAAUUACUGGGAAGUGAUCAAAGAGAGCACCGGCAAGGAACACAAGAACCCAGAUUUGAGAUUGAUGCUCGACUGUUUACUCAGUGUCACCGGCAUCAACGCCGCCAUUACCUUCAUCAAAGCUCUGACUCAGCAAGCAAAGAACGACCCUAGAGGUGUCAAACAAUCAAACGCUAUCGUGAUUCUAUGCUCGCUUAUGGAUCUUGCAAGUCACUUACUCGAGCCAAAGGAUCGAUUGCAAACAGUUUGGCAGAAUCUUUCCCCUUCCAUGAAGAACUCGGGCAGGGCUCGAGCGAUUAGACAAGAAUUCAUAUUUCUAAUGGCUGGAGGAAGAAUCGUAUCAUUAUCUGCAGAAGCCGAAGUACUACUUCGCGAAGCAGAAGCUUCCAAACAGUCAUUCUGGACUGCUGAUAGCAAAGCAUACGUCCAAUGGCUAGGAGCCAAUCUAAAGACUUGGAUACAGAGUGAACAAACAGAUGAUUCCAUUAAGCUCUGCGCGGAGCUUUUGUCUAAGUCGUUGAAACUUGGACAUGCUGCUCUAUCAACGUUUCCACGACUACUAGAUUGCAUGCCUCAACUAGAUCAACGCCGAUUCUUGACAACAAUCCUCAAACUUCUGGCCUCCCGCUUACCCACCUCAUCCGACAAGUCUACAGAAGACUAUCCGAUGAUAUGGGCUGCGGCAGGUGUUCUGAAAUCAGUGAUCGGGACGAGUCAAGUUAGAAAGGGUUAUUUGAUCGCCUGGCUCACUGAUGCAAGCGGAGCUGGACUGGGCGACGAUUGUGGCAUCAGAAGAGCUGCCGUAGCGGCAUUGGCCAAUGAUAAAGAGGCCAUUACCACGGUACUGGAACGAAGUUUGAAUCAGUUUGGAGAUCAAUUAUACAUCAAGCACUCUCCGAUAUUACAGCAAGAAGCUCACGCCCAAGUACUGCUACUAAGCGCCGGCUACGUUCAUCGAAUAUCGCCAAUCAAGCUGACUAUAUUGCUUCGAAGUGGUAGCUAUCUUAAUGCCAUCUCAAGACGAAUCGACGCAUCCCAGCACAGGGCAAAGUUCCUGGGCAUGAUUGUUGGGGAAGCUCUGUCUGGACUUGUAGACGGAAGUGACAAGAAGCUUGAUUUUCACUCGGAUGAGACGCACACAGAGGAAGCGACGUGGUACAAGUCAUUAAUCAAUAUCGCUGACGAAAUUGGACCAGUCAGCCCUCUCCAAACCCAGACAAGUCCCGAAAAACCUUCCACCAGCACGAAAAGGGCGGCAUCAAAACCCAAAGCCCGUUCUAUACCAUCAGCACCAAAAACAGGCUUCAUCAUUGAAGAGAUUGAGGAUGAGGAUGAAGACGAUGAGGAUCUAGUACCUUAUGCAAAGCCAGGCUCAGACGCGGAGGACUCGGAUGAAGACCCAACCCUGAUCAAUCGGGACAAGCCCAAGGCACCUGUCUACAUAAGGGAUCUCAUCCUCUAUCUUCGUGAUGGAGAGAGCUAUGACCGCCAGAAACUGGCCCUUGCCACGGCGCCAGUCCUCAUUCGCCGCAAAGCAAGCUACGGCACAGAAGUCAGCUCACACGCGGAGGAGCUAGCAUCUCUUCUGAUUGGUAUCUCUAACAAGUUUGAACUCGACGACUUUGACAAUCUGCGCCUGCAGGGCAUGAUUGCCAUCGUUGUGGCGCAACCACAAAUCAUGGGCCGCUGGUUCGCCAAGACAUUUUUCGACGGCGAUUACUCCCUUUCCCAGCGCGCUUCCAUUCUUAUCGUUUUGGGUUUGAGCGGUCGUGAGAUAGCUGGCUAUGAGGCAUCAGAUUAUGCGUCCGCCGCUUCAUUCCCCUCCAAGCAGCUACCAGCCAAGAUGGAAAAGCACUACGUCCUGGCACCGCCAUCCGAUCGAUACAGCUCCUCACCCUCGAAUCUAAAGGCGCUCCCGCCCAACGCUCUCGACAGUAUUUCGCAGUCUCUCUCCCAGACUUUCCUCGCCCCUCUAGCCGCCGAAGCCGCCGACGCCGCCACCGGGCCCGAUGCGCUCAAACUGUCAACCUUUACCUCGCGGCUUCAAGACCCCACCAAGGUGAAAUCCAAGGCGAUCAGCAAGAAGCCCGGGAUCCGCAGCAUCCCCAACACGACAGCCCAAGUCAUUGCAACGUCGUUCUUCUUCCCGCUGACGUCGCGGUUCCUCGCAGCCCUGCACUCGCCCUCGGCCUCUCUGCGCGGCGUCCUCUUUCAGCCCUACUUGCUGUCCGUCUACCUCAAGACCCUGGCCCUGCUCCUCCACGCCGCGGGUCCCUCGACGCUGGCUCUGCCCCAGAUGACCUCGGAGUACUGGGACCUGCUGCUCGGCGUCCGGGCGCAGUGUGUCGGCGAGGCUGGCGUCACUCACGCGGUGCUCUUUGGCCUCAUGGCCCUGCUCGAUGUCAAUGAGGGCGAUAUGCGCGGUCUGUGCCAGCAGCACGGCCGCGAAGUUGUCGAGACCGUCGAGUGGGUUAGCGGUGUCUUUGACCGCACCCGCGGCGGCGAUCAAGGUGGCGACGGCGAGGAAAACCAGGUCAAGAUGAUGGCUGCGGGAAUACUGAUCAGACUCCGAGAGGCAGUAGAAAAGUACAGGGCCCUGUUGAUGGGGGAUAUGAUAGGAAUGGCUUGA